Naegleria fowleri is the source of this 1023-nucleotide messenger RNA. RefSeq lists its product as uncharacterized. Lineage: Eukaryota; Heterolobosea; Eutetramitea; Acrasida; Naegleriidae. The transcript is spliced from 2 exons. Bases 1 to 1023 code for a protein of 340 amino acids. The record is from RefSeq and is a predicted model, not a curated record.
AUGCAACAAGUACAAACACAAUCCCUCAUGAACACCAACAAACUGAUCAUUUUCAGAGGAAUUUCAGGCUCUGGAAAAACUCACAUUUGUGAUGAAUUAAUGAAAAAGUUUGUUUCUAAUCCUCUUCCUUCUUCCGAUGAAGAGGAUCAAGAUGAAGAGAAUCGACAACAUCAUGAAAACCAGAAGACUCCAUUCUCAAAGGAUGAUUCUGAAAAAAACAAUGAAGACUCUUCACAGCCACCACUUCGAAAUGUCAUCAAACUCUCAAGAGACGAUCUCCGUGAAAGUCUCUUUCCUAAAUUCAUUGGAGGUCCAACCUUUUCAGAGCAAGAAGAACGAAUUGUCGAUGAAUGGAUUAAACGAAGUGUGAGAUAUUUCUUUUAUCAACAUUCGAGAAAGAAUUACGUGCUGUCCAAUGAAGAUCCAGUGUUGUAUGUAUUUGUGGAUGGAAUGUGUUUGAACGGAAUUGAAUCGGUGAAGUGCUUUGAAAAAUUAUGUAAGGGAAUAUUUAGUAAGGAUGAAAAAGGCCAAAUCAAUGGGAAUGACCUUAAAACGUCACAUGUCAUGGAGAUGGUUGAGAUGGUCACUACGAUGAAUUUACCUUCACCACCCAUGUCGUCUGAUGAUGAGAAUGAACAAAAUGAGAAGGGAGAAAAAUUGUUUGAUGUCAUUAACUUGAUUAAGGAUUCUGCUCAACCCCAAAUGACCAAAAAUUCGACUCGUGGUGACACUUCCAAUUUGGGUUCAAAGCCUCAAAACAAUGGACUACCUCCUCAUCAAUUAGCUUCCUUCUACUGCAUUGAAGUCGAACGAGAUGAAUCGAAAUGCAAGGACGCUAUUUCGAAUCAAUCCCAAGUACAUCCAGCAGGGUAUUCUCGUGACUAUGAAAAGACAAAACAACGUUUUAAGAGAAUGGAUGAAGAAUAUGCCUCCACCAUUAAUUAUCGACAUAUUUUUAACGAUGAAGAGAAUAUGGAACGAAUUGUGAAUGAUUUGGUGGAGUGGAUUAAUAGCACGAAUUGA